Trypanosoma rangeli is the source of this 654-nucleotide messenger RNA. RefSeq names its product GTP-binding nuclear protein rtb2. Lineage: Eukaryota; Euglenozoa; Kinetoplastea; Trypanosomatida; Trypanosomatidae. Gene Ontology annotation, molecular function: GTPase activity; GTP binding. Gene Ontology annotation, cellular component: cytoplasm; nucleus. The transcript has a single exon. Gene Ontology annotation, biological process: protein import into nucleus; ribosomal subunit export from nucleus. The record is from RefSeq and is a predicted model, not a curated record. Bases 1 to 654 code for a protein of 217 amino acids.
AUGCAGGCUCCAUCGACAUCGGACUGUGUGGCUACCUUCAAGCUCAUCUUGGUGGGCGACGGUGGUACGGGGAAGACGACGUUUGUGAAGCGGCACUUGACGGGGGAGUUUGAGAAGCGGUACGUUGCGACCGUGGGCGUGGAUGUGCACCCGCUGACCUUCCACACCAACCGCGGCAAGAUCUGCUUCAACUGCUGGGACACGGCCGGACAGGAGAAGUUUGGGGGGCUGCGGGAUGGGUACUACAUUGAGGGGCAGUGCGCGAUCAUCAUGUUCGACGUGACAAGUCGCAACACAUACAAAAAUGUGCCCAACUGGCACCGCGACAUCACGCGAGUGUGCGACAACAUUCCCAUCGUGCUGGUAGGCAACAAAGUAGACUGUGCGGACCGGCAGGUGAAGGCGAAGAUGAUCACGUUCCACCGCAAGAAAGGAUUGCAGUACUACGACAUCUCCGCCAAGUCGAACUACAACUUUGAGAAGCCGUUCCUGUGGCUGGCGAAGAAGCUGGCGAACGACCCCAACCUGACGCUCGUGGAGGCACCGAUGCUUGACCCCAACGUGCAGCCACUCUCGGCAGAGCAGCUCCAGGCUCUGCAGGAGGAGGCGCGUGCGGUCGAAAACGCGCCGUUGCCAAUGGGCGACGACGAGUAA